ACACAGUUAAUAUUUAUCGAUAUGUUAUCGAAAUAUUAUAUUAAUCAAUAUUACUAAGUUGUAUUAGAAAAAAAUGAAUUCUGCAAAAAGUAACGGUGAAACUGGAAAUGGAUUGGAGGAUCUUGGUAUACCUGGGCAAGUUUACUUAAGAGAUGCUUUAACAAGUUGUACGGACCCUUUAAAAGCAAUUGAAGAAUUUCAGUUGGAAAAUGGUAUUCUUUUACCUUCUUUACGUCCUAUGCUACCUUUACUCGAUUUACAUGGAGUCAGACGAUUAGAUUUUCAUGCUUCUGUAUUGGAAGAAUUAAGGGAAAAGUUGGUAAAACGAAUAAAUGAAAUAGGUGCAGAAAGAGCCGAUAAAGGAACUGCAGGUGAUAGAAGAUUAAAGGAAUUGCUUUCUAAAAGUUUUCCUGCCGUAAGAGUAGCAGCAUUAAGGCCUGUUGUAAUGUGCAUUUUAAGAAAUACACCACAUAUAGAAGACAAAUAUUUACGUGUAUUAGUUAGAGAAAAGGAAUUAUAUAAUGACGCUGAUACAGAAGUAAAACGUCAGAUUUGGAAAGAUAAUCAAAGUCUAUUUGGAGAUGAAGUAUCACCAUUAUUUAGUCGAUAUAUCAUAGAAAAAGAACAAAUUCUGUUUGAUCAUCGAAACUUAAAUAGUCUUUUCUUCACACCAUCUCCUAAAGUACGAAGACAAGGAGAAGUUGUACAAAAAUUAGCUCAUAUGAUUGGACAUAGUGUAAAGUUAUAUGAUAUGGUAUUGCAAUUUUUGCGUACUUUAUUUUUACGUACAAAGAACAUACAUUAUUGUACUCUUAGAGCAGAGUUAUUAAUGGCUUUGCAUGAUUUGGAGGUUCAAGAUAUUAUCUCAGUUGAUCCUUGUCAUAAAUUUACCUGGUGUUUAGAUGCAUGUAUUAGGGAAAAAAAUGUGGAUGUGAAAAGAUCUCGUGAAUUGCAAGGCUUUUUAGAUAGCAUCAAGAGAGGACAAGAGCAAGUAUUAGGAGAUCUAAGCAUGACAUUGUGUGAUCCAUAUGCAGUAAAUUUCCUUGCUAGUAGUGCAAUUAAGAUAGCUCUUCACUUAAUUAAUGGUGAAGCAUUACCAAGAGAAAAUGCUGUUCUUGUACUAUUAUUAAGAAUGCUUGCUCUGGGUCUAUCUGCCUGGCAAAUGAUUGAUUCACAAGAUUUCAAAGAACCAAAACUUGAUAGUCAAGUUGUUACAAAAUUUCUACCAGCAUUAAUGUCUCUUAUGGUAGAUGAUCAAAUUAGACAAUUAAAUUGUAAACUACCACCUGAUGAAAGGGAAAGUGCAAUUGCUAUUAUAGAACAUUCUGGCCCACCUCCUGAUGCAUGUCAAGCAUAUGCACAAUUAUCUGGUGUUGCUGCAGUUUUAUCUAUGUAUUAUGCAUUACAUAUAGGAGGUGGUGGUGGUAUAGGAAGAGGAAGAGGAGAUGCUAGAGGUUUAAUGAGAGUAUUAGCAACUUUACCAAAUUGUCAAGCGCAACGUGCUUUUGAAGAUCCUUUUCUACAUACUUUGGUUUCAUUAUUAAUAUUAAACAUGGCAGAUGAGUUUUCUAACGAGUCCUUUUGUACUGUAAUAUUUGAUGAAUUCUUUCUGGCAGGCUUAAGCAGAGAUAAUGUAACGCGCCAUUUACUAAAAUUGCUUUGGUAUAUUCAUCCAAAAUUGCCACCCACGCGAUUACAUUCAUUACUAAAAGCCUUACAACCAACUAGUCAGCAUAAUGAGGCUGUACAUAUCCUUUAUGAAGCUUUAAGAGAUAAAGUGGGUAAUCGAUCCACGCAAGAUCCAUUACCAUCAACACAAAUUGAUAGUUUAGGAUUAGAUUGUCCCCCUUCACCAAUGACGGGUGUUCCUACUGCGUUAUCAAAUUCGCUAUAAGUUGUAAAGUUUAUAAAAUAAGUUAUAUAUAUAUAUAAUAAUAAUGAAUCUAAUUUUCAUAGAAAAAUGUUGGAUAAAUAAUAAUAUAUCUCUAUGUGAAUUCGAAUUAAUUAUAAGAAUUUAGAUACAUAAACAAAUGAUUCACAUAGGAAUAUUUUACUUAUCCAACAUUUUUUUAUGAAAAUUAG
Vespula pensylvanica (western yellowjacket) is the source of this 2082-nucleotide messenger RNA. RefSeq names its product negative elongation factor B (gene NELF-B). Gene Ontology annotation, cellular component: nucleus; NELF complex. The record is from RefSeq and is a predicted model, not a curated record. The transcript is spliced from 9 exons. Bases 74 to 1894 code for a protein of 606 amino acids. Gene Ontology annotation, biological process: negative regulation of transcription elongation by RNA polymerase II. NCBI's taxonomy places the organism in Eukaryota, Metazoa, Arthropoda, Insecta, Hymenoptera, Vespidae.